AUGCAGCGGAGGCUUCUGGUGAUCAGCUCUCUCUCUCUCUCUCUCUCUCUCUCUCUCUCUCUUGCAAACGACGGCUUCGGGGCAAGCGAGGAGGACAAGCGAGCAGACGCGACCGUGCUUGCUCUGAAGGAAUUGGCCACAGACACGCGGUGGAUGAGCGCGGUCGAGACCGGAGGAGGAAUCAGGAGGAAGGAGGAAGGUUUAGGUGGGUUGAGGUGUGUGUGGAUGGAUCAUGGCGUGGUAUACCGUGAUACCAUUGUAUUUGCUCGCAUGCAUGCAGCAAAGGGAAGGGCGGGCGCGCAAGCUAAUUUGGGUGGACCUGCCGAAAGCAUCCGUCGGUUUGACUUGCAAGCCGAAUCUGUAUUGCCAACCACAUCACUCCUGUCGUUCUUACGCACGAUAGUCUGUCAGCAAGCUUACUUGAAGCGCGUCAUCUCACUCUUUACCCUCGACUGCCAUCGCCUGGAUCUUACUACGCGACUUCACACACACACACACUCAUAUACACACAUUCUCUCACAUCUGGACUCGGGAUCCAAUCUAAACCACCCGGCCUCCACGGACAUUUACAUUUACACCCACGAACCCAACAACCUUACAUUCUCCCGUUCACAUCAACCACCAACCUUUCAACCAACUCAACCCAACCCAAAGAACAACCCCAACCACACAACCAUGCCUUCCUCCCCCAGCCGCACAAACCGCUUCCAAUCCUUCACCCCCCUCCGCAGCAACACCUCCUCCCUACGCCGCCUCCGCACAGCCUUCAGCCCAACCCGCACCUCCUUGCGCUCCGCCUCCCCUUCCUCCUCCUCCAUCACCAGCACAUCCACCACCUCGCCCCUCACCCGCAACUCGUCGCCCCACAGCUACCGCUCCACUUCGACAACCGCUGCCUCGAUCCGCCAGCUCCUCGCCGUUCGCCACAAGCCUAGCGUCAUCGAGUUUGAGAUGCAGCAGGAGAGGCAGGUGUUUGGGCUUGGGCUCGAUGUGCUGGAGCCGAGACCGAGUUUGGGUGAGGAUGUGGGUGUUGUGGGUAUUUUUGAGGUGUUGAGUGGCAAGUGUUGA
Plenodomus lingam JN3 is the source of this 1068-nucleotide messenger RNA. RefSeq lists its product as uncharacterized. NCBI's taxonomy places the organism in Eukaryota, Fungi, Ascomycota, Dothideomycetes, Pleosporales, Leptosphaeriaceae. The record is from RefSeq and is a predicted model, not a curated record.